This is a messenger RNA of Cavia porcellus (domestic guinea pig), 843 nucleotides long. It is a transcript of the gene Erln, whose product is annotated as small integral membrane protein 6. Bases 260 to 439 code for a protein of 59 amino acids. The transcript is spliced from 3 exons. The record is from RefSeq and is a predicted model, not a curated record. NCBI's taxonomy places the organism in Eukaryota, Metazoa, Chordata, Mammalia, Rodentia, Caviidae.
ACCCUACACUACAGGAAAUGAUGCCUUUGUGGCAGUACCAGCCCCUAGGCUUCCCAAGUUCUGGGCAGCUUCUCUCAAUGGUCAGAUUAUACAGAGCCCAAGCUCCAGCUGAACAGAAAUGAGUUGCUUCUUUGAGUCAGGGUGUAUUUCUGGUCUCCUGGCAGCCCCUUCAGCCUGGGCCUCCCAACCACAGGGCCUGAAGGACAACUCUAAUUUGCCCCGCAGGACACAGGACUGCUAGCAGCAAAAUCAGGGUUACAUGGAUUCAACAUUAUUCCAGCAGGAUAUAUGGCACGAUGAGCUUUGGGACAAGCCCUGGGAUGUGGCUGGCCUGAUAGUGAUUGGCACAUUCAUCUCUACAGUCCUGUUUUUCAUCUUGUUUGCUGUUACAUUUGGGUUGCUCUUUCCAAGGGAAAGGAUCAGGAGUGAUGAGCAGUGAUCUGAUUUUCGGGGGGCUGAGAAGGCAGCAGGUGAGGGGGACUGACUAGCUCACCCUGUACUGGAAGUGGGCCCCACCACAGUCCCCUCUGGUUCAGGAGCUAAACCCUGGUGUCUUUCUUUUUUCUUUUUUCCUCAUCAGGGAAGAGAGCCUGAUCAGAUAAUGGACCUGGCAUAGGGCUGGUCAGAUAGCAGGAUGGGGAGGUGGGUUUGAUACAGAUCCUGGGACUGCUACCAUAUAUGCCAUCCAAACCAUGCAGCCAUGUGGGAGAGGGCCUUGCCUCUGCCUCAUGCUAACAAGUUCUCCUCACCGGUUCCCAGCCCAGCCAGCGACUUUGUAAGUCUUUGGCAGAAGAGGACACAAAAUAAUCAGAUGAAGUAAAAAUUCCUUUUCAAAUCUGCUAA